This is a messenger RNA of Folsomia candida, 959 nucleotides long. RefSeq names its product protein KTI12 homolog. Bases 32 to 871 code for a protein of 279 amino acids. NCBI's taxonomy places the organism in Eukaryota, Metazoa, Arthropoda, Collembola, Entomobryomorpha, Isotomidae. The transcript has 7 exons. The record is from RefSeq and is a predicted model, not a curated record.
UUAGAAAACAUUGUAUAAGAACAGCAAAAGUAUGCCACUCAUUGUGAUGUGUGGUUAUCCAUCGAGUGGAAAGUCAGGUUGGGCUGAUAAGUUGGCCACGUAUUUGCGAGAAGAGAAAGGCAAAGAGGUUUUAAUCGUGAGAGAAGAGGAACAUUUUCGGGGAGAAAAGAAUUCUAUUCUGGACGAUUCUAGAAAGGAGAAAGAUCUAAGGGCAAAGGUGAAAUCAGAGGCUCUGAGAUUGUUAACCAAAGAAAAUGUUGUGAUAGUAGAUGCUCUAAACUAUAUUAAAGGGUACCGAUACGAAAUAUUCUGCAUAUCUAAAGGCAUUCCCACGAGACAAGUCACCGUUCAAUGUGACAUUUCAAAAGAACAAGCAUGGGAAUGGAACAUUUCUAGAAGUGAAGCUGUCCAGUAUAAAAAGGAAGUGUUUGAUCAUUUGAUUCAAAGAUUUGAAGCUCCUGAUUCUCAAAAUCGCUGGGACAGUCCGUACUUUUCUGUACUACCGAAUGAAGGGUUGGAUUUAUUGGGAAUUUACGAGUCGCUUUUUCACAAUAAAGCCCCAAAGCAGAAUAAGGCAACACAGAAUAAACCAGUUUCAGAAUCAAAUUUUCUGCAUUCCCUUGAAAAAGUAACGUCAGAUAUUGUGCAGGCGAUCCUCUCAGAGCAGAAACAAUCAAUAGAGGAUUUUAAAUCAAUUUCCGUUCCACAUGCUGAAGCCACGAUUAAUCUCGAACAAGCCGUAACUUUAACCCAAUUGACAAAAUUAAAAAGGCAAUUUGCAAGUCUUACAAAAACAUCUAGUGUACAAGGAAAUCCUGGCGAAUUGUUCGUGCAAUACCUCAAUUCACAAUUACGUGGUGAUAACUUUUAAAAAUAAUGAAUAAUAAAUACGAAAUUAUUUACAAAUCUGAUCAAAGUGAAAAAAAUAAACUCGUAAUAGUUGACCAAUUGAAACCUAA